UUUAGAUCCUUGAGGAGCUGUUCAUCUACCACAUUUUGCGGAGAAAUCGCGUAGAAACUCAACGACCAAGAAUAACCUGAAAUAAAUUAAGGACGGAUGCGCACCUACGCUUUAGAGUCACUUCACUGCAUCGUCAUGUUAAGAUGACUCAGAGUUUCUUGGAAGUCUGAGUACUAAUUAGAUACCGCUGAUCAAGAUUGAAGACUUGGUCCUUGGUCUGUACUUCAUAACUCAGCUUACAUGACGUAGUUACGACACUCACCCCUUUUCAAGAUGGAGAAGUUAUCGAGAUAGGUGAUGCGGAGAAUUUCAGGUGCAAAUGUUUGGCCAAGCUUCGCUCCUUCUUAUAAAAGGAAAUGAUUACUCUCGCAAAGAAAAUUAAGGAAGAGCGGGAUAAGAAGGAAAAGGGCGAUCACGGGACAGGAAACACGAAAAGCGGGAGAACAUCUAUACGUGACAAAUUGCUAACCAAAGAAGUGACAGAACUCGAGGAAAAUGUACCGGAAUCCUGUCAAGUUGACUUUAAGGAUCCAAACAUUCUUCAUGAGUUCACUCUGACUGUAACGCCAGGAGAGGGUUAUUGGAAGGAUGGAAUUUUUAUAUUUCAUAUUUUGAUACCAGAAGAGUAUAAUAUAAAGGUGGGUUUAGAUUUACUGAAUUUUGAUGACCCACUUAAUGUAGAGGCUUCAGAAUUAUAUUUUAAGAACAAGGAAUCAUUUCGAAGACGAGUUGAAGACUAUAUCAGACUGUAUGCAUCCCCCAGAAGAUAACAUACAACACAGCCAGCAGCAUGGAAUCACCAGCUCCUGGCCGGUGUCCUUGGUCUCUCAAAUAAAUUAUUUAUCAGUAGCAAUAGUUGUAAUAGAUCAUAGAUUGAUUUUGUAAGUAUUGUAAGAGUAUGAUUAAGCCAAAGUUUAUUCUGCAUGAAGUUUAGCUCCCAGAAGAGUGAAUCUACAAUUUACUUCAUGUAUCUAGUGAGCUGUAUAAUGUUUAGUUAAUUGUAAUCUAUGGAUCACCAGUUGAUAGGUGUCCUUUUUCUUUCACUCUCUCAUCUUUAUUUAUUCCUUCUUUUCUUAAAUCUGUGACUUCUCUUAGACGUUUGUCUGUCUGUCUGUCUGUCUGUCUGUCAGUUUUUUUGUCUAUCUGUCUAUCAGUCUGUUGAGGUCUGUCUGACCAUUCAAUUCUCUUUUUAUCUGUCCAUUCAUCAGACUAUCUGCCCUUCCAUCUUUCUAUCUAUCUGUCUUUUCUGCCUUUCUGACCAUUGGUCUGUUUGACUGUCUGUCUUUGGGUGCGUCUGUCUAAUUUGUCUUUCUGUCCACUUAUCAAUUUUGGGCUCUU
This is a messenger RNA of Pocillopora damicornis (cauliflower coral), 1338 nucleotides long. RefSeq names its product NEDD8-conjugating enzyme UBE2F. The record is from RefSeq and is a predicted model, not a curated record. NCBI's taxonomy places the organism in Eukaryota, Metazoa, Cnidaria, Anthozoa, Scleractinia, Pocilloporidae.